AUGGCGCUCAUGUGGACAAAUGUCAUCUUCAGGUCUCAUUCAGACCUCUACAAGAUCAAGCUGGAAGUUGUUGCUUUUCGCGCUGGAUGGGUUUCGACUGUCCAGCUUCCACUUCUGUAUGCCACAGCCAUAAAAGUUAGCCCAAUUACAUAUCUGACCGGGAUUUCAUACGAAAGAAUCAAUUGGCUUCAUCGAUGGAUCGCCAGGUUCAUGGUGAUGACCCUUUUCUUGCACGCGUUCUUCUUCGUGUACGAGUGGGGGCUCACCAAAAGCAUUGUUCGGCAACUCCAGAUUCUACCUAUGGCUCUGUGGGGCUUUGCGGCCUGGGGCACCAUGAUCUUGAUGGUUUUCACUGGCUGGCGCUAUAUUCGCUUUCGAUUCUAUGAAACAUGGGUCGUUAGUCAUAUUCUCGGCGCAUAUGCUGCACUGGCAUUGACCUACAUUCACACGCGAUGUACGACGUACUUCGUUCUGGCGUCGUUGAUACUACUUUCGUUCGAUAUUGUGGGCAGGACAUUGUUGUGGAUGAGAAAUAAUGCGUGGUAUCCAUUAACAUCUAAAUCGCAAUCCAAGCUUGGGCAUGUUGGUCACUUGCAGGCUCUCGAUAAUGAGUACCUCGAACUUGAACUUCGCAACACAUCCCUCCGUUGGAGACCUGGCCAGCACGUCAUGCUCCAGGCCCCGGGAAUAUCGCUUCUUCAGUCACACCCGUUCACCAUCAGCAACAUUCAGGAUGACCAACGCUCCGCAGUCUUUAUAAUCAAACGACACAAAGGCUUUACAGACCGAUUAUGGCAACAGAAUGCAGAAGCCGCGGCACCUUCACUACAAGUGUUCGUGUCCGGCCCAUUUGGCAAUCCGCCAUGCUUAUCAACAAAUGGUAUCAUUGUUUUCAUCUCGACUGGGAACCGCGCAUCUUAUACGUAUGCCCUUCUUUUGGGGCUGCUGUCGAAUCAAAAUGCCGUUCACACAAUCCGAUUUCACCACAUCAUCCGCAACCGGCGCAUGCUUUUGUUAUAUCGAGAUCACAUCGAUCACGUCACGCGACUGGGAUCAUGUGCAGGGGUAGAUGUCUCUUUCAUUUUCCAAGUCACCUCAGUCAGAGAUCGUGAGGUUUAUACAUCGGAUACCGAGGAGAACCAGACACUCUUCGACGUCGGCACAAGCAGCUCGACUAAUCCGUCGCGGAGACAAAGCAUCGAGCUGAGCGCUGUCUCUGACCGGUCUAGCCCGGUACCCUUCAUUCCGGAGAAGGCAGAUUUAGAAGUCGAUAAGGCACAUCUACGGCAAGGGCAGACUUACCUUGAACCGGAGCAGGUGGAAAUGGAGGAAGCUGGGCUUCUCACGGCAGAGAAGGAUGAUGUACCUGAUGAAGGCCCGAUGGAUAUCAGAUCGGAGUCCGUACAUUUCAGCUAUUCGCAAGGCCGACAACCAGUUGAUGUGAUGCUGCGACCCACCAUUGCGAAUGCUUCCGGAGAUGUUGCAGUAGUUGCCGCCGUGCCAUCACCGUUGGCAGCCGAGAUCAGCCAGGCAGUUUCGCGUAUGUCGCAUAAAUUGGCAGUGGGAAGUGGGAAGUCCACGAUCCGAAGCCUACGACUUUGGUUGGAAAGCUACGGCUGA
Exophiala aquamarina CBS 119918 is the source of this 1620-nucleotide messenger RNA. RefSeq lists its product as uncharacterized. Bases 1 to 1620 code for a protein of 539 amino acids. The record is from RefSeq and is a predicted model, not a curated record. Gene Ontology annotation, molecular function: ferric-chelate reductase activity. Gene Ontology annotation, cellular component: plasma membrane. The transcript has a single exon. Gene Ontology annotation, biological process: iron ion transport; intracellular iron ion homeostasis; copper ion import. Lineage: Eukaryota; Fungi; Ascomycota; Eurotiomycetes; Chaetothyriales; Herpotrichiellaceae.